AUGAGUCGAUGGUCGGUAGGCUCCGCACCUGGGAGUGUGAAACCGGUUUAUGGUGCACGAUAUCCACCUUUACAACACGACAUACCUUGUGGAAGUCCUACAAAGGAUUUGGCUAAAACGAAGACUUUUCAGGAUUACGAAAACAGUGUAUCAGAUGCUUGGGACACGCGAGUUCUUGUCGAUGAUGCGCUUGCAUCCGCGUCAGCUGCUCGAGUUCUAGCUGCCCAUGCGGCCGGAAAGACUAGAGAAGAGGUCAUCAUGCCCAGAGUAAAUCCUGCUCCAACAAAGAAUGGUCGUGUACAGGCGUUGCAACGACUUGCCAUACAAAAAGAUCCUAUCCCUACAUCUGUGCCAGCUCCUCCGUUAACUGCUAAUCCGAUAUAUCCAAAAUUGCCAGAAAUCUCCGGUGAUCAAGUCCGUUCAACAGUGUCAGCGGCGAAAUUAUCUUCCCAAGAAGGAGAACGCGACCAGACGCGAUUCGAACGGCUUCGGCGUCUGUUUUCUGUGGGAAAGUCAAAUGGCCGCAAUUCGCCACCAGCCGAUAUUGAUAUGGAGCAGUUGAGAAAAGAUUGUUGGAUGGGGAUUCCGCAUAAAUUGCGACCGCAAGCUUGGCGUUUGCUCUCGGGCUAUCUACCAACGAAUUAUGAACGGAGAGAAGUUACAUUGGCAAGUAAAAGAGAGCAGUACUGGCAUUAUGUUGAACAAUAUUUCCACCUACGAUUCGAUGAUCAGAAUAACGACACUUUCAGACAGAUUCAUAUCGACAUACCGAGAAUGUGUCCAUUGAUACCAUUGUUUCAACAAAAACUUGUACAAGAGAUGUUCGAAAGAAUAUUGUACAUCUGGGCGAUACGCCACCCUGGUAGUGGUUAUGUUCAAGGAAUUAAUGAUCUUGUAACACCAUUUUUCGUAGUUUUCGUGUCAGAGUUCGUGCCACAAGAUGUAGAGGUUGGCUCGUUUGAUGUCUCGCAGCUUUCGCGUGAGCAGUGUGAAUUGGUAGAAGCAGAUUCAUUUUGGUGUGUCUCUGCGCUGCUUGAUUCCAUUCAUGACAAUUACACAUUUGCUCAGCCGGGAAUCCAAAGGAAGGUGUUGCAGUUAAGACAUCUGAUGAGUAGAGUUGAUCGACCUCUUCAUAUGCAUUUGGAGUCAAACGGAAUUGAAUAUCUACAGUUUUCAUUCCGAUGGAUGAACAAUCUUCUCAUGAGAGAAAUUCCUUUGCGGGCUACAAUCCGCCUUUGGGAUACUUACUUGAGCGAACCCAAUGGGUUCUCACAAUUCCACAGUUAUGUGUGUGCAGCAUUCCUUCGUACGUGGUCAAGACAGCUACAAGCAGAAAGAGAUUUCCAGGGUAUAAUGAUACUGCUGCAAAAUUUGCCAACGCAGUGCUGGGGAGAUCGAGAAAUUUGCGAAUUAACUGCUGACGCUUUCUCUCUUAUGUCAGUAUUCGAUGGAGCUCGACGUCAUCUCUCUAGUCCUGCUGAUAUUUGAUGCCAUUCUAAACCCUAUCAAACCAAAUACGAUUGAAACAGAACACUAUUGAUAUCUAUCGACACCUCGUCAUAGUGGCCUUGAGAAUUGUCGAAGUAUCUACGAGUCCAUUCGUUAAUGUGUUCUAGAACCUCACAUCAGCCAGGGCCGUAACUUCACAGUGCCUCAGCUGCUUGUAGCUCAUCUCCUAACCAAAGGAGUGGAAAAAUAAGUUUCACGAACUUCUCGCAGAUUAUUUGGAGGUAACACUUACAGACAGAUUUUAUAGCAAAAAUCUCAAUUUUUACUUUUCUCCGUUUUU
This is a messenger RNA of Cylicocyclus nassatus, 1789 nucleotides long. The record is from the annotation of a GenBank genome assembly. NCBI's taxonomy places the organism in Eukaryota, Metazoa, Nematoda, Chromadorea, Rhabditida, Strongylidae.